Halteromyces radiatus is the source of this 1095-nucleotide messenger RNA. RefSeq lists its product as uncharacterized. The record is from RefSeq and is a predicted model, not a curated record. Lineage: Eukaryota; Fungi; Mucoromycota; Mucoromycetes; Mucorales; Cunninghamellaceae. Bases 115 to 924 code for a protein of 269 amino acids. The transcript has 6 exons.
CUUUAGCCAGUAGUCGUUUUACUAGAAACAAAAGGUGGUGCUGUGCAAACGCUCAAUCUGCAUCAUUUGACAGGUCACGGCGUUAAGGAUGUAGUGGUAGGUGAUUCCGAUGGAAUGGUGACAUCCUUUUCCAAUCAACAAAUCUUGACAAAACAAUCUGUAGGUGCACCCAUCAGUUGUAUUGAUAUUCACGAAAAUCUGGUGGGCAGUUAUGAAAUCAUUAUUGGAGAUACUAGUGGUAUGAUUAGCAGUUUUCGACAACAUGAUACCUUGUGGAAAUUCAAUCUCGAACAAUGGAGUAGAACAAUGGCAGCUGAAGGAACAAUAAAUCGACAAUCAGCUACCAUAGGUUGCAUUCAUUCUACCAAACUGACAGAUUCUUUUGGUUUGCAAAUGUCUUGUCUUUUAGUAACAAAUGGUUGGCCGAUGAUACAUUUCAUGCAUGAAGGACAAUGUAUUCAAACUCUGCGGACAUCAACUACUAUCAAAUCAAUAUGUUCUGGUCACUUUUUGACAAUUCACACAAAGAAUCGCAUCUUGGAUACAACUCCUUCAAAAAUACAUCACAAGGAAACUCAUGAAAAGCUCUCUUCUCGACAAGUGUUAUUAGCUGGUCAAGAUGGGAUAGUUUAUGUGAUGAUUGACUUUGAGAUCUUUCCAUGGUUUCAUGUUGGGUUUCACAUUUGUCAAAUUAUGUGUUUUAGACCAUUUGGGAUGCCAGAAACUGAACCUGAUCUUGUUAUAUGCAUGGGACAUGCCAAUAAAGUCAAGAUAUACCAAAAUGCUCAAGUCGUUUCUGAAAUAGAGACCAAGGAUUGGCCUCAUACUAUGACUAUGGGUGAUGUGAAUACUGAUGGAAAGGAUGAAUUAGUGAUUGGCUUAUUGGAUCAGUCGAUAGAAGUGUAUCGGUAUUCGAUCGAGUAGAUAGAUAGAUUUGUGCAUAUACCUAUUCUCAUUUUGGACCCCGCCAUCAUGCGUAAAAUAUUUUUUUUUUUCACAUUUUUCUUCUUCUUCCUAUUCCUCUUCUCCUUUAGUAUAUAUCAUGUUUCCUAGAUUUAGUACUGCCUGUCAAAAAUUUACAUCCCAUUCUUCGUC